CCCGCCGCCCGCCCCCGCUCCCCCGCGGCCGGCAGCGAAGGCAGGAGCCGGGAGGAAGCCGCCCGCCGACAACUCUUUCCCCGUUUUUCCUCCUCUCCUUUCUUCAGGAGCCCCUACCUCGCCUCCACCCCCCCCCCCCCCCCCCCCGCUGCUGCUGCUGCUCUGCAAUCGGGGAUAAAUCAGGGCCGGGCACAGGCGCGCACGCAGGGAGAGAGCGGGGCUCCGUUACAAAAGUAGCCCUGAUGGCGGCGGAUCAGAAGAAGCUGGAGCUGCUGCUGGAGUAGCGGAGAGUAGAGUAUCUCCCUCUCUCGCUCCUCUAUUUCUCCUCUUCCCCCUCUCCACCCACAGCUCUCCAUCGUUUCUCCUCCUCCUUUCCCACCCGCUUCUUCUGCGCCUCCUGCCAGGGGGCGGGGGGGGAAGGGGGGGGGGAGCGGAGGAGGCUUUAAAAAACAACAGCCCCCCCCACGCCGCACGCACAAUAAUUGAAUUUAUUAUUAUUACCGUCUCGCCGACUUGGGGAGAAGGAGGAGGAGGUUGGGGUGUGUGUGUAGGGGGGAUCGAUCUUCGAUCAGGAAGAUGGCUGCUGGCUGGCUGCUGGUCUUUAGCCUGACACUUUUCCAGUCCCUGGUGAUGAACCACUCCUCGGAGGGACCCUUCCCUUCACCCACCACGAUAAAAUCAUGGGUAGAUAAGAUGCAAGAAGACCUCGUAACUUUGGCACGAACUGCAAGUGGAGUGGACCAGCUUGCUGCGAUAUAUUUGAAAUACAGAGAUUUGUAUACUGUAGAAGCUAACAACCCUCGUCAGCUAGUGGAAAUUGCCGCCAGAGACAUUGAAAAACUACUGAGUAACAGAUCCAAGGCCUUGGUGCGCCUCGCUAAAGAAGCAGAGAAGUAUCAAGCAUCUCAUCAGUGGAGGGAUGAGUUUGGGAAUAAUGAUAUAAUCUAUUACAAUGCAAAAGAUGAUCAGAAUGAUCCUGAAAAGAAUGACACUGAAUCUGGCAGCCAGAGAAUCAGACCAGUAUUUGAAGAAGAUCCUGUUUUCCGACGGCAAACGUCUUACCAACAUGCAGCAGUCCACAUACCAACAGAUAUUUAUGAAGGCUCAACAAUCGUGUUAAAUGAACUUAACUGGACUGCUGCAUUGGAUGAUGUGUUCAAGCGGAACAGGGAAGAAGACCCCACUUUACUAUGGCAGGUCUUUGGUAGUGCAACUGGCCUCGCUAGGUAUUACCCAGCUUCCCCAUGGGUAGAUAAAAGUCGAACUCCAAACAAAAUAGAUCUGUAUGAUGUUCGCAGAAGACCAUGGUAUAUCCAAGGAGCUGCAUCUCCCAAAGAUAUGCUUAUUUUAGUUGAUGCGAGUGGAAGUGUCAGUGGAUUGACAUUGAAGCUGAUCCGCACCUCGGUCAUUGAGAUGUUAGAGACCUUGUCUGACGAUGACUUUGUGAAUGUAGUUUCAUUUAACAAUAAUGCUCAGAACGUCAGCUGCUUUAAUCAUCUUGUCCAAGCUAAUGUGAGGAACAAGAAGAAACUAAAAGAAGCUGUCUAUAAAAUCUCUGCUAAAGGAAUUACUGAUUACAAAAAAGGCUUUAGCUAUGCUUUUGAACAGCUGCUAAACCACAGUGUCUCUAGAGCUAACUGCAACAAGAUUAUUAUGUUGUUUACGGAUGGUGGUGAAGAAAGAGCACAAGAGAUUUUCCAUAAAUAUAAUGAAGACAAAAAAGUACGUGUGUUCACAUUUUCUGUUGGUCAACAUAAUUAUGAUAAAGGACCUAUACAGUGGAUGGCCUGUGAAAAUAAAGGUUAUUAUUAUGAAAUUCCAUCCAUUGGAGCCAUAAGAAUAAACACCCAGGAAUAUCUGGAUGUUUUGGGAAGACCAAUGGUUUUAGCUGGAGAGAAAGCGAAACAGGUCCAAUGGACAAAUGUCUAUCUGGAUGCUCUGGAGCUGGGCCUUGUGAUUACAGGAACUCUGCCUGUCUUCAAUCUAACAAAGGAACAAAAUGGGAAAAUAAAUCAGCUGAUUCUUGGAGUAAUGGGGGUUGAUGUCUCUCUGGAGGACAUAAAAAAACUGACACCCCGCUUUACGCUUUGUCCAAAUGGAUAUUAUUUUGCAAUUGAUCCUAAUGGGUAUGUGCUACUUCAUCCAAAUCUCCAACCAAAGCAUAUUGGUGUGGGCAUACCAAAAGUUAAUUUGAGAAAAAGGAGACCCAAUGUACAGAAUCCAAAAUCCCAGGAGCCAGUUACACUGGAUUUUCUAGAUGCUGAAUUGGAAAAUGAUAUUAAAGUUGAGAUUCGAAAGAAAAUGAUAGAUGGAGAAAGUGGAGAAAAAACAUUUGAAACACUGGUCAAGUCCCAAGAUGAGAGAUACAUUGAUAAAGGAAACAGAACAUACACAUGGACUGCUGUGAAUGGCACUGAUUACAGUUUGGCAUUGGUGCUACCAUCAUACAGCUUUUAUUAUAUUAAAGCCAAAAUAGAUGAACCAUUAAUUCAAGCCAGAUUGGCAAACAAAAUGGAUUCAGAAACACUGAAGCUUGAUCAUUUUGAUGAAGCUGGCUAUACUUUUUUAGCACCAAGAGAAUACUGUAGUGAUGUAAAGAAAUCAGAAAACAACACCGAAUUUUUAUUAAAUUUUAAUGAGUUUAUUGAUAGAAAUACUCCAAACAGUUCAUCAUGUAAUACUGAUAUGAUCAUUAGAGUUUUGCUGGAUGCAGGAUUUACAAAUGAACUUGCCCAAAAUUAUUGGAGUAAGCUUUAUCUGGAUGGAGUUGCUGCACAAUUUGUUGUUACAGAUGGUGGAAUUACCAGAGUGUUUCCCAAAAGGGCAGGAGAAGAUUGGUUAGAAAAUGCUGAAACUUACGAAGUCAGCUUCUAUAAACGGAGUUUAGAUAAUGACAACUACGUUUUCACAGCUCCGUACUACAACAAAAGUGGUGCCAAUAGCUAUGAAACAGGUAUUAUGGUAAGCAAGGCUGUGGAAAUAACAAUUAACGGGAAACUUCUGAAACCUGCAGUUGUUGGAAUAAAAAUUGAUGCAACCAGAUGGAUGGAAAAUUUCACAAAAACCACAAUCAAGAGCCUGUGCAACAGUGAAAUCUGUGGCUGUGAAAGAAACAGUAUGCAUGUGGAUUGUGUUAUCCUUGAUGAUGGUGGAUUUCUUUUGAUGUCAAAUAGGGAUGAAUAUACUCAACAGAUUGGAAGAUUCUUUGGUGAAAUUGACCCUGGCCUGAUGCGAAACCUAAUUAAUAUGUCCCUGUAUGCCUUUAACAAGUCGUAUGACUAUCAGUCAGUCUGUGAUCCUGAAGAAGAACCAAAGCAAGGAGCUGGAAUUCGUUCGGCGUAUGUGCCUACAAUAACAGAUAUUUUGCAUCUAGGAUGGUGGGCUUCGGCAGCUGCAUGGUCUAUCUUACAGCAGCUGUUUUUGAGCUUGACUUUCCCACGUUUCCUUGAGGCAGCUGAUAUGGAAGAUGAUGAUUUCUCUGCUGCCCUGCCUAAAACAAGUUGUAUCACUGAGCAAACUCAGUAUUUCUUUGAAAAUGAUGAUAAAUCUUUUUUUGGCAUUGUAGACUGUAUAAACUGUUCAAGACUUUAUCAUGCAGAGAAGAUUUCAAACACCAAUCUGGUAUUCAUUAUUAGUGACAGUCAGCUGCUGUGCCGCUCCUGUGAUCCAAAACCACUGAUGCAAGCAGAGAAGCCGGAUGAAGGGCCAAAUCCUUGUGAAAUGGUCAAACAGCCUAGAUACAGAAAAGGUCCUGAUGUCUGUUUUGAUGAAGCCAAACAGGAUCAACCUAUAUGCACAACGAGUCGUGCCUCUGCCAUGACGUCCGCUCCUAUCUUCAUUUUUCUGCAAGUUUUCAUGUGGUGUGGAUGGAAGAUUCAGCUGACUGUGGUGGUGUCUCUGGUCUGAGUCCAUCACUGUGGUCUAUGGUAGGAAUUCAGUUGGUCCUGCUUUGGCUGUUAUCUGGCAGCAGACACUGUCAGUUAUGACCUUGCUAAACCAAAACCUGCAUAACUUAAUCAAGACCCGGCCAAAACGAUAGCCUCAAUUUCAUUUCAAAAAGGGUCAGCUAUUCAGACAGCAGCAGAACAGCAAUGCUCAUGUCUGGUUAUCACGCGUUGUGAGACUCAUAAAGGCACCCGCAGUGGCUGCAUGUUGGAGUGUCAGAUCCUUAAACGUGUGUGAAUGCUGCAUCAUUUAUGCCAUCUGAACAGAAUUCUGUAUGUGCUUCAUUGGGGAAUCUAAGUUUUUUUUUUUUUUUUUUUUUUUUCAUUUGUUUGUUGUAAUCUUUAUGACUUAAUGUAAAAGGGCUCCCCUGAAAAUAGCAUAUGUACAUGAUUUUCUUUUAAGCUUUGAAUUUCUUGAAGAUUUAUAUUCUUUUACAUGAACAUUUAUUUAUAUAAAAUACAAGAAAAAAAAAAAGAAAAUGUGCUCCCAGGUAUACAUUACUAGCACCUCAAUGGCUGCUUUGAACAUCAGUUUUGUCCGAACUACUUGAGUGAAAUAAAGAUAUUAGCUAAUCUUCAUCAGAAGCUCAGCAUAAUUGAAAUGCUUUAUGAUGAGUGGAUUAUUCUUCCAAAGUUAAUCAGAAUGGGUAUCUGGAAGUUUUUGGUAAAUUGGUAACUUGUUAAUUUAAAGAAAAGGGAGAAAGGAGGAAACUAAAAAUAUAAAGGUGCUUGAGAGUUUAACUAAAAAAACAAUUCUCAUAUUAAACUUGGUGUCAUUUUCUAUCAGAAAAGUGUUAAUUUCAAUGUAAUAUUCACCUCCUUUUCACAAUGCAGAUAUAUAUAUAAAGCUGGUCAAGUCCUUCAAAGGCUCAAAGAAAAAUGCUUGUGAAUAAGAAAUGUAUUUGUGAUAUUUGAACGUUGGUUUCCAAGGGUAUUUUGCAUGAUGAUGAUGAUGCUAUGUUUCUGUUUUUCAGUUAGUUUUCUUUGAUGGUAGAGUAUAGUCCACUGAAAAGGUAUCUGAGUGGUUCUUUUAUUGUGUGAGAAACUGAACAUUGCAAUGUGUUGCAAUCAAAUCAUAUUAAAUUAUAUUAUGAAACAGAGCUCUGAAUAUACUGUGCAAUGAAAAAGCUGAGAAAAUAGGGUAAAUUUAGCUAUCGUAACAAAAAGGUUGAGUUGGAUUUUUUACAGAAUAGGAAUCUCACAUGAAAACCUGUGUACAGAUAUUUUAAGUAUAUAAAAAUCAGAUUUGACAUAUUUAUUUUUGAAAGUAUAUGUUCAGUAAGGUUCAUAUCAGGUUCCCCCUUUGUUUGCUGUAUAAAAUUCAUCCAUAAUAUUAAAACUGAUGCUAUUGCUAUUUAUUAUUAAAAAUAGCAAGUUUAACAGCAAAAUUACCUGGUUGCUGAGAUUGGGAAAAAUCUAAACAAAUGGGGAGCCUUGAAUCUGUAUGUAUGCACAUUGAUACUUGAUUGCGAAUAAUAAUUUUAGAAGUUUUUUUUAUACAACCUCAUCGGUGAUACAGAUUGGUGCAGUAAAUUACAAUAUUAGAGUGUAGCAUAGUGUUGAUGCAAAAUAUGAUUUGUGCUUUUUUCUAGUUUUCAGAACUAAACAGUAUUGCAAGACAGCUAAACCAAUGAAUGUGCAACUCUGCUGAUAUUGUAUAAUUCUGCUAACAACUGCAAUAUGCAAAUAUUACCAUGGCACAAUACACUAGCUCUUUAAAAAAUAAGAAAAUGCGAAGCAUUGGUAUGUGUAUGCUGGCAAUUGAUUGAUAUAAUUUUGAUCAUGUCAAAAGCUUAAAGAAAUAAUUGGGCAUGCAUUAAUAUCCUAUGAAACCUGAAGAUGCUACUCAAAGCCAUGGCAUGGCCUAAAAGAUCAGACGUCUACUAUAAUUGUACCCAUAGCUGGUUUGUUGUUUUUCUCAUGUACCUGGGCUCCAGCUAUGUAUUUUCUUACGUUUGGGAAUACAAUUAGUGAAAAGAGUAAAAGCUGACCUUCUGUUCAGUGAUCAAAUUUAGCAUUUUUUUUUUUAAAAAAACAUCUUUAGCAAAGUCGUGGGGUUAAAAUUGCAAUUAACUGUGUUGGAUGACUUCAGGUCCUCCUCAGGGAAGGUGAGGUAAUUUUGAUACUAUGGGUGAAGAUAAUCUUGGAGCUCUUCCUUCCAGUUAUAUUACUGCACUUCUCUUCACCCUGUCACCAGCUAUCACCUCAUAAAAAAUUGGUUUGAGACUUUCGAAUGCUGAGACUGCAUCCUGUAUUUUUCCUUAACAUGGUAAAUUGAAAUCUUAUGGAGGAAGAAGUUUUGUAGGAUUAGGCCAAUACUUAGUACGCUUAUAACUUUUAUUUAAGAUUACUCCAAAUUCACAUUACUUCACAUUUUGCUCUUUUAAUUUCUUGAAAGACUGUCAGUAUAUUAAGCACUAUAUAGUUUUCACGUAGCUACCCAAAAGCUACUCAAAAGAAACCCUUCAUGGAAAAAUUACAUUAUGUAUAUGUUAGAAUAGUUUGCUUACACUGGUGAGCCAUACUCUAAGUUACCAAAUAAACAUUUGAUUAGAGUCUGUAGGCAGAAAGAAAGAUGGCAUUAAGCCAUGCUGCCAUAGAAAACAGCUGGGGCUUUUGCUCUCAUCCCACUUCCCUUAGAGGGCUCAAAUUAAAAAAGGAGGGAGAAGCCCAUGCAAUGCAGACACCUUAGACUUCUUGGGCUAUCCAAAGAGGAAAAUAUUUUCUGUUCCUCUCCUCUGUCCCUCUGUAGGACUUGAAGAAACAAGUCUCAAUAUAAACACCUAGCCUUCCAGCCAUUAAACUCAGGAUCUGGCUUUACCUUUAAACAGGUAAAAAUGAAAUAUUGGCUUCUGUUUAUAUAAGAAAUAUAUAUAUAUAUUGAAGUGAUAUUACUGAAUAUAUUUAAGUGAUAUCUGAGUGAUAAUCAAGAUUUGUUAAAAUACACUACCUAUAUAUCUACAAAAUACAAAACACCAGAAAGCAAAUGCAAUGUGAAUGUUAGCUGUCUCAAAAUGUGAAGACCAGUGAGUUACAAAUAACUUCCGAGGUUAUCUACUUAUUCUUAUGCAGAAGAGUAUCCUUACUCUCACAUAAUGUAUAAUAGUCAUCUUCUCUUGUGUAUAAGAAAAUAAACUUGAUCCUAGGCUUUAAACUGAGGCAUUUUCAAGGUACAAUAUGCUGUAAAAGUUUCUUUUUUUUAAAAAAAAAAAAAAAAAAAAAAGGUCAGAUAAUAAGCUAUGUUGAUAUUUGCUCAGAUCCUUUAAAUAGACAGGGGCAGACUAAGGGACAGACAUAAACUGCUGGAAGUGUUUUAGUUUACACAAAAGUCAUGCAGCCUAAUGUACGUCUGACAAAUACCCACCAUUAAAGUUCUUAUAGCAUGGCACUCUACAAAAUGUGAUCUGAGGACUUAACAUGAAAGGUUUCUUUUUAAGUUUUCAUUUAAACAACCAGCAUUACUGCCAAAACACUGACCGUGGUCCAUAUUUGUAACAGGUUUUUAACAUGACAUAGCAGGUUUGAUUGACAAGAUUUUUAGGUCCUGUACCUUUAAGAUUUUAGUAUGAUCUUUUUCAUGUUUCUAAUGCUUGAGGCUUUAUUGCUUAACUUGACAAAAACAAAAUAAAAAAAUAAAAAACACACAGUGUUGCUGCCAUUUGUAAGUUUUCCUAUAAUAUUCCUUUUACUAACUUAAAAACUGGCCUUACUGGGUUCAAAUAGGCAGUAUCCCUUUUAAGUGACCUUUGCAACCCAAGUGUUACUUGCUGUUGAAAGUAACAGUUUUGGUAUCAUUGAAGAGGCAUUAAGAUUUUUUUUUUUUUUUUUCUCAUUAGCAUGUAAACUCAGAAAGCAUGCUUAGUAUCUCUUAAUUUCAGAACACAACCUCAAUCCCACUAGUCAACUGAAGGUAAAAUCUUAAUAAGUCUUUCCUUAGCUGAAAUUUUACCCUAGCUUCACAAGAUAUCCAAGCCUCUAAAAAGGCCAGAUUUCUAUUUUUUUUUUUUCUUCUUCCAUACCACAAUGUUAAUAUUGUUAAUACUCAUUGUACACUACUGUAAAAAGAUUAAAACAAAGUGUCUGAAUACAAUUCAAGCAUUUUGAAAAUUUCGCCUCACCCUCUUCCCAGCUGCUUACAUCUGUACCAUUUAUGGUUUAAAAGAAAAAUAUCAUCUCGAAGAAAUAAUUUCACUGAGGCUAAGGGGUACUGUCUUGUUUAGAUGCCAUGAAAAUGCGAUUGUGAUCUGACAAAGCUGUCUUCUCUUCUUGUGUUGUAUGGAAUAUCUGGAUCAUGCUUUCUGGGAUACUUUUAUUGAAAUGCUCAGUGUGCGUUUCUGCAAAAAAAGGCUUGAUUGCUUUUUACAAGGCAAGCAGGUCUUUCUCCCUUUUAUUGUGUUCUCUUGACACUUUUGUGGAACUUGACAAGCCUGAAAAAAUAAUUUUUUGUAAAAAUUUGUAUAAUAAUGUUAUAAAAAGUUUAUAAUCCUAGAACUGUUGUGUUAAUCCUUGUGCAAAAACAGUAUAUUCAGAAUAAAAGUUUAUCAUUUAAAAUCAA
Molecule: messenger RNA, 8499 nt
Organism: Oxyura jamaicensis (ruddy duck)
Lineage: Eukaryota; Metazoa; Chordata; Aves; Anseriformes; Anatidae
Gene: CACNA2D1
Product: calcium voltage-gated channel auxiliary subunit alpha2delta 1
Exons: 41
Coding region: 577-3906 (1109 amino acids)
Cellular component (GO): L-type voltage-gated calcium channel complex
Molecular function (GO): voltage-gated calcium channel activity
Source: RefSeq, a predicted model, not a curated record